This is a messenger RNA of Neoarius graeffei (lesser salmon catfish), 1083 nucleotides long. RefSeq lists its product as uncharacterized. Lineage: Eukaryota; Metazoa; Chordata; Actinopteri; Siluriformes; Ariidae. Bases 273 to 932 code for a protein of 219 amino acids. The transcript has 2 exons. The record is from RefSeq and is a predicted model, not a curated record.
UCCAUCUGCUCUACUUUCACUUGAACUAAGAGGAUCUGAUGAGUUGACAAUCAGAAUGUCAGAUGACACAAACCGCCAUAAUGGGACGCAGCCACACCCACUGACUUGUGUAAAAGGAAGCAGAACGAGAGCAUUAGUGUAAAACUUUGGUGCUUUGCGUCUGUGCUGUUGGAGCUGUUGGAGCUGCGCUGUGGUGAACAGUAGGAGCAGGAUGGAAAGCGGUUGCAGCAGUGACAGUCAGGAGGAACACGAGGAGAACAGUCCCAGAAAGAAUGAGGGCUGCAAGUGUACGUGCGACAAUGGUUGCUUGCCUUUUGCCGAUUUCUGUGAGGUGUGUUGUGAAGGUCUCUGUGAGGGGUGUUCUGACAGUCUCCCUGAGGCGCGUGGUGCGGCUGUCUCUGAGGGAUGUUGCGCGGCUGUCUCUGGGGGAUGUUACGCGGCUGUCUCUGAGGGAUGUUACGCGGCUGUCUCUGAGGGAUGUUGCGCGGCUGUCUCUGAGGGAUGUUGCGCGGCUGUCUCUGAGGGAUGUUGCGCGGCUGUCUCUGAGGGAUGUUGCGCGGCUGUCUCUGAGGGAUGUUGCGCGGCUGUCUCUGAGGGAUGUUGCGCGGCUGUCUCUGAGGGAUGUUGCGCGGCUGUCUCUGAGGGAUGUUGCGCGGCUGUCUCUGAGGGAUGUUGCGCGGCUGUCUCUGAGGGAUGUUGCGCAGCUGUCUCUGAGGGAUGUUGCGCGGCUGUCUCUGAGGGAUGUUGUGCAGCUGUCUCUGAAGGAUGUUGUGAGGUUCUCCUUGAAGUGUGCCUGGCUGUCUCUGAAGGGUGCCUGGCUCUUUUUGGCGGGUCUUGAGAGGUUCGAUCUGAUGGGUCUUCUACUUAUGUGUGUUCAGUGCUGUCUUCUGAGUGUGGAGGAUGUGACUGCAACUGUGACAUCACCUAACUGACUCCUCUCACCUCUCAUUAAGAUCAGCUCUCCUCGGGACACGGAUUAUUAUUCUCACAAUUAACCUGGAAUUGUAUAUUUCUGGAAAAACAUAAACAAUGUUCAUACGUGUAGAUUUGACAUUUGAAAAUAAAGUGUUUUGAAACAAAUAU